Messenger RNA from Trametes versicolor FP-101664 SS1, 2118 nucleotides. RefSeq lists its product as uncharacterized. Lineage: Eukaryota; Fungi; Basidiomycota; Agaricomycetes; Polyporales; Polyporaceae. Gene Ontology annotation, molecular function: hyaluronan synthase activity. The transcript has 8 exons. The coding region runs from base 1 to 2118 and encodes 705 amino acids. The record is from RefSeq and is a predicted model, not a curated record. Gene Ontology annotation, biological process: extracellular matrix assembly; hyaluronan biosynthetic process.
AUGAACGAGGCCGCGGGCGACGCUGGGUACGCGUACGGGGACGUCCCGCCUGCGUACGAGUUCUCGGACCCGGCGAUCCCGUGUGUGAUCCCUGACGCGAACGACGUGAGGAUGAGCCCGAGCGAGGAGCAGUUGCUGCACCACUCAAUGGCGCACCCGUGGACGACGACGCCGUACAACGUCACGGACCGAUCCGGGCAGUCUGCUCGUGCGACCACUUGGCGCUCGAUCCAGGCCGCAGCCGGCGCCGUUGUGGUGUCCGCUCUGCUCGUGCCUUUCGGCGCGGGCUUCAUGGUCAUCGAGGCUGGAUCGUUCGGCGUCGGCUCUUUCGGACUGCUCAUGGUGACAGACUUCAUGCUCCGCGUAGGAGCUGCAUCCCUUAACCGCCGUCGGGUGGACCGGGUCACGAAGACGUCGACCAUCGCGAACAGCCACGAGACUUACACAACCUCACCCCGUCUGAAUAGGCCAAGGCUUCCGGAGUGCAGCGUCACCGUCGUUGGCUACCGCGAGAACGAGGCUGCCUGGGAGAACUGCCUGGAGUCGAUUAAGGCCCAGCAGUAUCCCGUGAAGCACAUCGUCGCCGUCAUCGACGGCAACCAGCUUCCGGACAUGGCGAUGGUCUCCACCUUCUCGAACGCCUUCGCCGAGAAAGAGCGUCUCACCCUGCCCACCCGCUACGAGUCCUUCAAGGCCUGGUGGGCCGGCAGCUCGACCGCCGGGCACGCGGAGGCGCACGACGCCGCGCUCAACUACGUGCUCGACUACGUGUACACGAAGGCGACGAUCCAGAAGUGGACGCAGUACCGCGCGCUGUGCUUCACGCAGCCGCACGCGCACAAGCGCCACGCGAUGUUCACCGCGUUCAUCGUGGGGACGUAUGCGCUCGGCACGAAGGAUGCGAUCCUCACCACCGACAGCGACGCGCGCCUCGACCCCGCCGCCGCGUCGAACCUCAUGGCGAUGCUUUACAGCGACGCUGAGAUUGCGGCCGUCACGGGCGACGUUGACGUCGACCGCCGGGAGUCAUCGUUCCCCAACGUCUAUGCGCUGAGCAACUGGUUCUCGUCGAACGUCGACGCGCCCUGCCAGAGCUUCUUCGGCUCUGUGAGCCGUCUCUCGAGCCCCAUGGCACUCUACCGCGUCAGCGACCUGAUGGACGUUGUCAGCCCGUGGAUCAUGCAGACGCACUUCGGGAAGCACGUCGUUACUGGAGAGGACCACCAUCUCGCUACUGAGCUGCUCAGUAAGGGCUUGAAGACCGCACACACGCAUGCGGCGAAGGCGUAUACCGAUGCGCCGUCAAGCUAUGUGCGGUGGAUCAAACAGCAGACGCGCUGGUCUAGGGCGAGUUACCGCGAGGCGCUGUUCAGCUCGCCUAGGCUGAACAACACCAACCCUUGGCUCGCAGUGGAGGCUACCAAGGACCUGUACUUCCCCUUGGUCCUCGUGGCGUCGGUGUUGUACCUCCUGUUCACGCCUACGCACUGGGAACAUUUGCCCAUAUUCCUCGCCACUAUCGCCGGUGCCGUUGCGGUGAAGACGCUUUACGCGGUCGUCGCUAGCCGGGAUCUCCGCCUAGCUCUCUAUCCCGUUAACCAGGCUAUGUUCUUCCUCGGUGUCGUGCCAUCCCGAGUGUUUGCGCUAGUCACCACAUAUAUCACGCGCUCAGAGUGCUUCUACUCGCGCACCAAGCACGUCGGCCACCUCCUCGUCUGGUACGCCGUCCUCUGCAUGGGCCUCGCCUCCUACCUCGCCACCGCGCGCGCGCAGCCCUCCCUCUGGCUCGUCGCUAUCCUCGGCCCCGCGCUCGCGCUCCACGCCUACGCGGACGUCUUCGCAGCCAAGACACGCUUCUUCGUGCACGCGCCGCGCCACCUCCUGCAGAGCCGCGCGAAGGCGUUCGACAUUGAGGCCGAAGCCGCGUCGCCGAUUGCGGCAGGCCGGCGCUCGUCGAUCGUGAAGCCGCUGAGGAAGGACAGCGCGUACGAGGACGAGCAGUUCGAGGCGCAGACGGCGGCGAUCCCGUUAGACCCGAUGCGGAAGGGCUCGGUUCUCUACGGAGAUGUCAUGGAGAAGGUGUUCUCUUGCGACAGCAGGCGGCCGUCUAUGAUGUAG